Messenger RNA from Engraulis encrasicolus (European anchovy), 2652 nucleotides. It is a transcript of the gene mynn, whose product is annotated as myoneurin. The coding region runs from base 98 to 2251 and encodes 717 amino acids. The record is from RefSeq and is a predicted model, not a curated record. Gene Ontology annotation, molecular function: DNA-binding transcription factor activity, RNA polymerase II-specific; protein binding. NCBI's taxonomy places the organism in Eukaryota, Metazoa, Chordata, Actinopteri, Clupeiformes, Engraulidae. Gene Ontology annotation, biological process: regulation of transcription by RNA polymerase II. The transcript has 8 exons. Gene Ontology annotation, cellular component: nucleus.
AUACAGAUUGCCAGACGGAUGUGACAUCAGGUCAGUUCCUCUUGACGUCACAGGAAAAUGGCUGAAGAGAAAUAAGGAUUAGUCUGGAAGAUUAAUCAUGUCCACCCAUCGUCAUGCGCAACUGCUACUUGAACAGCUGAAUAAGCAAAGGAAUCAGGGAUUCAUUUGCGACUGUACAGUCAUUGUUGGCCAGACGCGAUACCUUGCCCACCGCAAUGUUCUUGCAGCCUUCAGCGAGUUCUUCUCAUCUCGAUGUGCGCAUGAAGUAAUCACUUUGGAUCCAGAAUGGGUGAGCGAGACAACGUUCCGGACACUUCUGACCUUCGUGUACACUGGGAAUCUGAUUAUAAGUAAUGAAGACGUAUCGGAUAUACGCAAAGCAGCUGCCUUCCUGGGGAUGCAAGAGGCGUUGAACCAGUGUGACCUGCUGUGUCCGAACGAAGAAAAGCCGAGUCUGGAUGCCAUCAUACAGGCUUGCAACGCCAUGGCGGCAGCAGAGGCGGCAGCGGCGGAAGCUACAGCCACGGCAGCAGCAGCCACAUCAUCAUCAUCAUCAUCGGAGGAGAUGGCAGACGCUGGCACAGCAGAAGGCUCUUCUCCCAGCCAGGAGCCGGUCGCCAUGCUUCCAUCCUUACAAGAAGUGGAAGAGACUGAAGAAGGAGAAGAAGAACAGGUGCAAAAUGAUCAGAGAGACGACCAAGACGGCAAUCGGCUGCUAUCCCCUGCAAGCGAGCCAUCCAAAGAACUCACAACGCCAACAGCCAAAAAGAGGGGCAGGAAACCAAAACCCAAACCCGACGCUGAGCCUGACGUCAAGGAGGCGGUGAAGGAGGAGGUCAGCUCGUCGGGAAGAGGGGGCAGGGGCAGAGGGAGGCCGCGGGGACGGGGACGAGGAAGAGGACGGGGGAGGCCUCCGGGUAGCGGCAGAGGAAGAGGACGUCCCGCGAUGCAGACGACAGUAGAACCACUGGACGAUGACGAGCCUUCCGACGACGCCCAGCCAAGUGGUGAGGCUGAGGCUGAGGCUGACGCUGAAACAGCCGUCGCUUCUAUGGACGACCACGAUUCCACGCUUGACGGAGAGAACAGCGACCCCCUUAACCUCGCCAGCACCAGGAAGAGCCACCGCAAAAGGGUCCCGAGCAAGAAGCUGAGGGAGAGCGGCGUCUUCCCUGAGGACGUGAUUAUGGAAGAGGAAGGGGGAGAAGAAGGACAGGAAGCAGAUGGAGGAGAUGCUGAGGCUGAAGAGGACUUCAUGCCGGAAGAGAGCAGCGACGACAAGGAGAGCCUGCGUGUUAGACGGCUGCUUGGGGACAAGUCCAAGCCCAUGUGUAGUCAGUGUGGCAAGCAGUUCUCUGAGAUCAGCAGCUUACGCAGGCACCAGCGUAUUCACAUAGGCCUCAAGCCGUAUGAGUGCGUGCUGUGCAACCGCACCUUCAGACAGUGUAACCAGCUGAAGACGCACCUGCGCAUACACACAGGAGAGAAACCAUUCAAGUGUGACAAGUGUGACAAGGCCUUUGCCCAGAAGUGUCAGUUGGUGUUCCACUGCCGCAUGCACCAUGGCGAGGAGAAGCCUUAUCAGUGUAACGACUGUGGUCUGCAGUUUGCAACAUCCAGCAACCUCAAAAUCCAUACCAGGAAGCACAGUGGCGAGAAGCCGUACAAAUGCACCGUGUGUUCGAAACGCUUCGCUCAGGCCAGCACGUUAACGUACCACAUGCGUCGGCACACAGGCGAGAAGCCGUACGUCUGUGACACAUGCGGCCGCGCGUUUGCUGUCUCCAGCUCCCUCAUCACGCACACGCGGAAACACGCCAAGGAGAAGCUGAAGAGAGAAGAGGAAGAAGCGGCAUGCAAUGCGCCAUACGUUUGCCUGGUCUGUGGGAAGAGGUUCUUCACUACUGGAGAACUAAGGAAACACAUGGACAGUCAUGGCUACAAACGGGUAAAAUGUGACAUCUGUGGUCAGAUGUUGGCUGACGCAAACAGCUUGAAGAAACACAAAGAGAAGAAGCACAGCGCAGUUGUAAUUGAAGAGGCUUUGACCUCUGCAGCCCUACCCCUCAACAUCCCCAUCGACCACCAGGGACUUAUUGCGCGCAUGUGCGCCGCCGCGUCACCGCUCGACCCCUCGGACGUCACCGAGGCCACCAGCGUUACCUUUGAGGAGCUGGAGAUCCCGGCCGACGCGGCGUCGUCCCUGGAGACCACACAGAUAGUCAUAGUCCACACCAUUCAAGCAGAGUGACCUCGCCAUGCGGCCUCGAGCCCUGAGCCACGGCUAGUGAACAUAAUUGUUAAUAAGUUUAAUAAAGAUAGUCAGUCGAGCGCCAAUGUGGUUGGCAUUAAUUCAGAGUAAUGGCAUUUUGGUCCGUACGUUUUAAAGAAUUGAAUUGCAUCCUUCAAUGCAUAUUUCUCAUUAUUAGCUUAAGUUAUGUUUAUGAGUUGUGCGUGUGUGUGUGUAUGUGGGCGUGUAAGUGCGAGUGUUCGUGUUCCUGCGUUUGUGUUCUUUUUUUUCUUUUGUAAGGGAGGCAAUGUAAAUCUCUGGUAUAUUGCAGUAUAAUUCAACACCUGCCCUGCCUAUGAGUGGAUGGAAUGCAAGCUGAGUAUAAUUUAACACAAUAAAAUCCAAACUGUUUGGUCAGUGCA